AUGUCUCACUAUAUUCGAUUGACUUAUCUGAUUGAUGUAGGUAGUGAUGGCUGGUGGAAGGAAUGUGCUGCGAUUGCUGAGGCUAUAGAGUCCAUGGCAGGAGUUACAGUUCAGGCUCUCCAAGCUUUGGCUGAAUCUCAAGCUACUGCACAAGUCUCUGCGCAAGCUGCUAUCCAAGCUGCACAGAUUGCUGCUCAAGCUGUUGCUCAAGCUACUAGGCUAACCCCCCCAUCCUUCGAAGGCCACUAUAAUCCUGAUGGAGCUCAAAAGUGGUUGCAAGAAGUGGAGAAAAUUUUCAGAGGAGUGGCAUGUCCCGAAGGUCAGAAAGUGCAUCUUGGUACCUUUAUGUUGACGGAAGAAGCUGAACAUUGGUGGGAUAAUGCACGCCAACGUUUAGAGAAUGCAGGGACUGCAAUUACUUGGGCUAUAUUCAAGAACAUGUUUCUAAUUAAGUAUUUCCUUGAAGAUAUCCAUAAUAGAAAGGAGAUGGAAUUUGUUAAAUUGGAACAGGGGAAUAUGUCAGUAGCGGAGUAUGCUGCUAAGUUCAAGGAAUUAUCCAGGUAUUAUCCACUCUAUGUUGGAGAAGCAGGAGAAAAGUCUAAGUGCAUCAAGUUUGAAAUGGGACUCAGGCCAGAGAUCAAGAAACAGGUUGGAAUGCAAGAGAUCCGCGACUUUCCUACCCUAGUGAAUAAGAGUAGGAUUUAUGAUGAGGAUAGCCGUGCUGAAAAGGCACAUUAUCGAAACACUGGAAUCAUGAAGGACAAGAGGCCUAUGCAUCAUAAUAGAGGAAAACCUUACUCCUUCCCUCCUAGUAGAUCUGGAAGUCGUUUGAAUUAUCAACAACACAGUUUUUCAGCUGGAAAAGGAGCUAGUAGUGGUAACAGAAAAGGAAAUGGGAACAGUUAUAGUUAUGGGAGUGGUAGAGGAAACCCCAAUGGACGAGGAGUUAGUAGCGGAAAUAGUAACAACAUGAGUCAAGUCUCACGCAACAACAAUGGUAAUAAUGGUUACCUAGCUACUCCUAUCCGAUGUAGCAGGUGUGGAAAGCAGGGUCACAUGACAUAUGAAUGUAGAGAUGCUGGAAUUACUUGUUUUAAUUGUCAACAACAAGGCCACAUUAGCACCACAUGCCCUUACCCAAGGAAGACUCCACAGCCUGGAAACCAGAGUUCCAAAGCCAGCAGACCUAAAUCCAAUGGAAGAGUCUUUGCCCUCAGUGGUGCAGGAGCGUCUGAGAAAGACAACUUGAUCCAAGGUACGUGUCUCAUAAGUGAUACUCCUUUAUUUGUACUAUUUGAUUGUGGUGCCACUCAUUCUUUUGUUUCUCUUGAUUGUGUUAGACGUUUAGGACUACAUGUAUCUCGUUUACAGUAUGAGUUGAUUGUGAAUACCCCAACUAGUGAUUCUGUUGAUACCUCUAGUGUUUGUCUUGACGUUUCUAUCCAUGUGUGUGGAAGGGACUUUCGAGUUGACUUAGUGUGUCUACCUUUGCGUCUGGUUGAUGUGAUUCUUGGUAUGGAUUGGCUAUCUGCCAACCGUGUCCGCGUAGAUUUUUUUAGUAAAACCAUUGAAUUCAUGGAGUCAGAAGAGAGGGAUAAGCCUAGCAAUAUAUCCACCAACCAAGUGAAGGCACUCUUGAAAGAAGAUGCCCAGUUAUACAUGAUCCUUCCCUCAUUGGAAUUUGAAGAAAAAGUGGUAAUACGAGAUGUUCCUAUUGUGUGUGAAUUCCCUGAAGUAUUCCCUGAAGAUGUCACUAGUUUACCACCAGAGCGUGAAAUUGAGUUUAGCAUUGACCUUGUACCAGGUACUGGACCCAUAUCCAUGGCACCUUUCCAAGAGCUUAAGAAAUGA
Molecule: messenger RNA, 1851 nt
Organism: Cicer arietinum (chickpea)
Lineage: Eukaryota; Viridiplantae; Streptophyta; Magnoliopsida; Fabales; Fabaceae
Source: RefSeq, a predicted model, not a curated record